UGUGACCGUGAGGAACCGGCACGAACGGGCCGAGCGAGGGGCUCCGGGCAGCGCCUCGGCCCCUCGGGAACGAUGUUCUCCAGGAAAAAGCGAGAGCUGAUAAAAACCCCUUCCAUCUCCAAGAAGAGCCGGGCUGGAAGCCCCGUCCCACAGACCCUGCCGGAGCUCUCCCGCAAGGAUUGCCUGGACGCCCCGGGCUGCAGCGUGGCGGAGCUGCCCGCGGGCAGUGCCAAGCUCAGCAGCAGCCCUGGCGCCGUGGGCACCCUGAAGCGCCCCACCAGCCUGAGCCGCCAUGCCAGCGCCGCCGGCUUCCCCCUGCCCAAGGGCCACAAGACCCCGCUGUGCUACAGCCCCAUGGAGGGCGGGGACGGUCCCUUCAUCGACCCCGAGGACAUCUCGCAGCUGCUGGCGGACGUGGCGCGCUUCGCCGAGGCCCUGGAGAAGCUGCGGGACGUGGUGCUGCGAGAUGACCCCAGGGAGCCCCAGAGGCCGCUGGCCCACGAGUGCCUGGGUGAAACCCUCCGCAUCCUGCGCCAGGUCAUCAAUAAAUACCCUCUGCUCAACACCCUGGAGACCCUGACGGCCGCUGGGACCCUCAUCUCCAAAGUCAAGGGUUUCCACUAUGAAUCCAACAAUGAGGCAGACAAGAGGGAGUUCGAGAAGGCUGUGGAGACCAUCGCUGUGUCCUUCAGCAGCACGGUGUCUGAGUUCCUCAUGGGGGAGGUGGACAGCAGCACCAUCCUCUCCAUUCCACCCAGCGACCAGAACCAGACCAUGGAGAGCCUCUAUGGGGGCAUUCCUGGGCCCAGAGGAGAUGGAGUGCCCUCAGGCACGGACAGCUGUGCCACAGCCCGCCCUGCUGCUGAGGAGGUGGAUGUGAUGCUGCAGCGCUGCGAGGGGGGCGUGGAUGCUGCCCUCCAGUACGCCAAAACCAUCUCCAAGUACAUGAAGGACCUGAUGGCAUACAUGGAGAAAAGGAGCACACUGGAGCUAGAUUUUGCCAGAGGGCUCCAGAAGAUGGCAAACAGCUGCAAGCAAACCAUCAGCCAGGAGACCAGCAUGCCUUUCCUGUCCAUCUAUCUGCUGGCCCUGGAGCAGGACAUGGAGCACGGGGCCUCCAUGGUGCAGGCAGCCACCACCCUGCAGCAGCAAACCUUCCUUCAGCCGCUGAUGGUGAGACGCCUGGAACAUGAGAAACGCAGGAAGGAGAUCAAGGAGCAGUGGCACCGUGCCCAGAGGAAACUGCAAGAGGCCGAGGGGAACCUGCGCAAGGCCAAGCAGACGUACAUGCAGCGCAGCGAGGAGCACGACAAGGCCAAGUACAUGGCGGUGAAAGCGGAGGAGGAGCAGCAAAACACGACCAGCAGCACCACCACCAAAACCCUGGACAAGAAGAGGCGGCUGGAGGAGGAAGCCAAGAACAAGGCAGAAGAGGCCAUGGCCACGUACCGCACCUGCGUGGCCGAUGCGAACACGCAGAAGCAGGAGCUGGAGGACACCAAGGUGAACUCGCUGCGCCAGAUCCACGAAGUGAUCAAACAGACUGACCAGGUCAUCAAAUCGGCCACCAUCUCCUUCUACCAGCUGAUGCACAUGCAGACGGCGGCGCUGCCGGUGAAUUUCCAGACGCUGUGUGAGAGCAGCAAGCUCUACGACCCGGGCCAGCAGUACGCGUCCCACGUGCGGCAGCUGCAGCGCGGCGACGAGCCCGACGUGCAGUACGACUUCGAGCCCUACGUGUCCCACAACGCCUGGUCUCCCUUUACUCAGCCACAGAAGGGCAGCUUCAGUGCCAGUGAGUUCUCCACGAGUGCAGAGGGGGCUGGGGCAGGCUCAGAGGGAGCAGCAGCAGCCAAGGAGUCGCCAAGUGGGGCUGGAGCAGCUGAGAGAAGAGGUGGGAGGGGACACCAGGUGCAUAAAUCCUGGCCAUCCUCUGUGGCUGAGGCUGACAGCAGCCUGGAUUCCAAUGCAGGUGAAUUCAGCCACAAGCUCCAGAGGCUCUCCUCCAACGGCACCGCGUCCUCCAGCGAGGAGCUGGAGGAGAAGGACGGGACCAGCACCCCCUUUGAGCAGAGCAUCAAUGGGAUCACCCCAGAGCUGGCAGCUCCCACAGGACCCUUCAGGAACGUUGGUUUGUCCAAGGCUGCCCAGACCCAUCGGCUGAGGAAGCUCCGAGCCCCCUCCAAGUGUCGGGAGUGCAACAGCUACGUGUACUUCCAGGGAGCCGAGUGUGAGGAGUGCUGCCUGGCCUGCCACAAGAAGUGCCUGGAGACCUUGGCCAUCCAGUGUGGGCACAAGAAGCUCCAAGGGAAGCUGCAGCUCUUCGGGCAGGACUUCACGAAGGCGUCUCAGGGCAGCUCGGAUGGGAUCCCCUUCAUCGUCAAGAAAUGCGUCUCAGAGAUUGAGAAGAGAGCCCUGAAAACAAAGGGCAUCUACCGAGUUAACGGUGUCAAGACACGUGUGGAGAAGCUUUGCCAGGCCUUUGAGAACGGGAAGGAGCUGGUGGAGCUGUCCCAGGCCUCCCCUCACGACAUCAGCAACGUCCUGAAGCUCUACCUGAGACAGCUGCCGGAGCCCCUGAUGCCCUUCAGGCUGUACAACGAGCUGAUGGGGCUGGCCAAGGAGAGCCUGCAGGGCACCGAGGCCAAGGGCCGUGCUGGGAAGGGCGGCCCCGAGCUGGUGGACAGAGGAGCCGACACCGACCCGGUGGUGCUGGGCCUGGUGCUGAAGCUCAGGGAGCUGCUCCAGGAGCUGCCCCGUGAGAACAUGGCCACGCUCCAGUUCCUCCUGCAGCACCUGAGGAGGAUCAUGGAAGUGGAACAGGACAACAAGAUGACCUCAGGCAACCUGGGCAUCGUCUUUGGGCCGACGCUGAUGCGCCCCAGGCCCACGGAUGCCACCAUUUCCCUGUCCUCACUGGUGGAUUAUCCCCACCAAGCUCGGAUCAUUGAGGCACUCCAUAUCAUCUUCUACCCCACCAUCUUCGAGCACAAGGACUUGGCACCCAGCAGACGUGGCUCAGGUGCCACAGAGGAGGUGGCCAGUGGUGCUGAGCAGGCCCCUGCAGGCUCCCAGCCCGUGGCUCCUCUUGCCACCAGCCCCUACCUGGAGCGGCCUUCGGACAAAGGGGAUUUGGCUUUCAGCGCCGACUCCCUUGCAGAGUCCGGUGACCGCUCCGUGGACUCUGAUUCAGAGCUGGAGGACGGCGGGGAGCCACGGACACACCUGACCAAGCAGGGCAGUGAGACCAGCACGGAAGAGGUUAAUUUCUGUGACGAGGAGGGGCUGCGGAGCAGGAGCUGCAGCGUGGGCCAGUCCGAUGAUGCAGAGGGCUCUGCUGCCGAGGAGCAAAGCAAUCUGGAGGAACAGGCUGAGAGCAGGGAUGGCACCACCCAGCCUGGCACCUCUGCCACCCCCAGGGAUGGCACCAACUAGCCCGGCACCUCUCGGGGCCACAGCAGCCACGAGCUGCAGCCCCGGCUCAUCUAAGGUACCCCAGACACUGGGAUGGACAAAGGAGCAAAUCCCCAUGGCUGCCCAGAUGCUGGAAACUGGAAUGGGGAGGGGUGGGAAGGACAUGGGGCGGCCCAGGGGGGUUUGGUGUGUCAGCUGCAGGGGAGUCCUGGCUGAUUCCUGGCUGGAGCUUGCACACAAAACCCCUGAGCCCCUCAGUGCCCAGCUGGAGAACAGGGUCACAGCCAGGGCCAUGAAGGAUUUUUGCCUGGGAGGGAGCUGAGUUUGGGCAAACCCUUGUUCAGGAUUGGGAAGGAACCCAGGGCUGUGCCUGUGGCAGGUGUUUUAUUGUUGUUGUGCUCCCGAAUCCCUGAAUGCCACACCUGUGCUGUGAGAUCGAGGUUGGAGGAGUCAAAGGACCUGCUCAUCCCUGCUGGCUGAGGCUGGAAGGGAGCCAAGGCUUCCUUGGAGUGACAUGGGAACAACAAUCACUCAGGAUGGGCAGGAUGACACAAAAUGGGCAGGGUGAAACCACAGGAGCAGAUGGAACUGAAGGCACCUCACAGGACAGGGACACAGCUGGAGCAGCGCUGGGAUUGGGGUGAAGCCCCUGCACCAUCUCACCCCGAGCCAGGCUUGGCUUUGGGGCUGUGCCAGGAUCUCAGGGAUGUCCCUCACUGACACCUGAUUUAAGCAGGGUUCAGGAUGGAUUUCCUGCCCCAAACCCUCAGCACUGUGGCCCAGCUGAUUGCAUCUUCAUCGCUGUUUAGAUUGGUGGGCAUUUGGAUUGGUGGGCAUUUGGAUUGGUGGGCAUUUGGAUUGGUGGGCAUUUCCCUCCUUGGCAGGAGACAUGCAAGGAGCAGCCUGAGGGCAGAUUUGCCAGGCUGCAUUGUCCUGAGCCCUGCUGAGCUCUCAUGGUUUGGUUGUACAAUCAUUUCAUCUCCACAAAGCUGCGCUGCAAGUCCAGGACAAUCUCCCUCUGCUCUUGCAACUCUUCCCAUGAGGAAGUGCCUCUUCCUCCUCCUCAGGGCCACCACGGCCUGCAGCCAGCACAGCCCCAGCCAGUAUAAUCUUGAGCUUCCUUUCUUUUUCUGUAAAGACAAUAAUCAACCCUUCAACGUGACUCCACUACCUCUGCUGGCUAAGGCAGCACUAAACCAAAGUGGUUUCGGUGAUUUUUAAAGCUAUGAGAAUUUUCCUGCACUGAGGCACAGAGAAAUAAGUUGAGUUUUAGCUUGGAAUAAGCUGAGAGCCUUUUCCUUCAUUCUCCUGUUUGUGGGAGACAGAGCAGGUGGUGUUGGGAGGGUCUCAGAUACCUUGGUACUGCAGAAUCAGGCAAUGGACAGGAGUUUGGAGCCCUCUGAAGUCGAUGGAGAGCCCAUCUCAGCAAAGGUACAGAAACCCAGGUUAACUCACAGGAUUGGAACUGAGCCAGGGAAGAGCUGGACUGGACACGUGCAGGAUUUGCUGUGCCCUCCAGCUCUUCCACAGAUCAGGAUUUUUCAGGGGAGCAGUUGGAUUUCUCCAGGGCAGCAGGAGGAUGUGGGAAUGCUGCUGCCACGGCGGUACCGCACGCGUGUGAGGGUGGGUGAGGAUGAUGAGGGUGAGUGUGAGUGAGAGAAGGAGCUGAAGCUGCACUUGAGCUUCCCACAACAGCAGCUCCCUCCAGGUUGUGUGGAUUCUGUGUUUGCCCUGAUGCUGCACAAUGCUGCCUCGCUGUGUUCAUAUUGACAAGCUUCCCAAAAUAAACCAAUAAAACCA
Messenger RNA from Melospiza melodia melodia, 5214 nucleotides. RefSeq names its product Rho GTPase activating protein 45 (gene ARHGAP45). Gene Ontology annotation, molecular function: GTPase activator activity. Gene Ontology annotation, cellular component: membrane. Gene Ontology annotation, biological process: activation of GTPase activity; signal transduction. The record is from RefSeq and is a predicted model, not a curated record. NCBI's taxonomy places the organism in Eukaryota, Metazoa, Chordata, Aves, Passeriformes, Passerellidae.